GUAAACAAUUUCAUUUGUGGGCUGUUUGGCUGUCCAAUGUGCCACUGUCUUGACUCUCGUUGCCUUUACGUGUUUCCUCAUUUUACAGUCUAUCUAAUCUCUUUUUCUUCUUCACCCUGUUUUCCAAUGGCCUUACUGGACAAUUUCUCUUACCCGGCCCGUCCAGCUCGCUUGCCUUAACUACCUCAUUGCAAACGCACAACGCUCUCCUCUCCCCCACACCACCACCUUCCUUUACAGUUUGUCUGCACAAAGCAACCAACAUCUCCUUGCUCUCCUCCCCCACUGCUAUACCAGCACUUCUUCUUUCCUUACCUGCCACGGCAAAUUCGUACAAGUCACUCCUCCAGCUGAACCCGCACACAAAUCGGCCAGCGUGACAGAAAGCCGCAAACACAAGCUCUACUCCCACCGCAUCACACGGUCCGGUCCAGCUUGUCCACACGCUCUCUACAUCACUGCCCUAUCACGCACGCACACAGCGUCCAAUUCCUACCCCAAUCCCCUAGCAAACCUUCUCAGCAAAAACCGCCCGUAUCACUUCGCAAUGGCACCCCGCCGUUUCAACCUCAAGAAGCUCGGCCGCGGCAGGAAGGUCGUCGAGGACGUCGCCAUUGAGAGCGACUCUGAGAUCGAGGCUGGACCCAGCAACUACCAAGGUCGCCGCAACUAUGGUGAGCCUGGCGUGCCAGAUGACGCUCCCCAAGGCUCUCUGAUCUCCCGCGUGUUCCACCGCCAGCAACAUGCCAACCCCCCUCACGAUUCCCCAAACCCACCUUCUCAAGCUCUCCCCCCUCCCCCCUUGACUCAGCAUCACGAGUCUCAAAUUCACCACGGGCAGCCGCAUAUCCAAGCUCCGCCCGCCGCCAACGUACUCGAGGAUGCCGACGCAUCCCCCCCAGCCUCUCUCUUGGUGGAGAUGAACUCAUCCCCUGGUUCCCCUCGGCCAGGACCUCAACGCGGCUGGCGGGCCAGGAUGGCGCACUGGUUCGCCGGUCGUCGUCGAGGCACCCGUCGACCUCGCCGUGCCUCCUCUCCUCCCCCUUCCUCCCCCGCUCCCCCUUCCCUCCGCCCCUCUUCCACCGCUCUCCAAUUCUACAUCCCUCCUCCGGUUAGAGCAUCGCGGGGCGCUAGAGACCCUGAUCUUCCCGCCCCUUCCGCCCCCAUCGACAUCCCCGGACGGGUGACACCUUCGGGAGAUGUGCCGAUGCUCGCGGGGGCACGGUUCGCGCUCGAGGGGCGUCCAGAGCAGCGCGGUGUCAUCUACGCUGGCCCCGAUGAGGUCGUGAGGCCUCUCCCGUUCUAUCAAGCACAGCAUCUCCUUCGCAUGGAGGAUCCCAAUGAGGUCAACUACUUCGCAAACUCCAAGGUCUGGCCCGCGACCAAGGAGACGGAGGGUGCGGAGGUGAUCGAGGGGUUCUCCGUGGGUGAGCCGAGUGGUUCGCGGGCUGCGGAGCAGCAGCAGCAGCAGCAGCAAGAGCCCGAGCAGUCUGGGCGUCGUUUUGGAGACUGGGCUGUGGGGAGCAGCGAGCAGCGUCGGUUCGUCGACAUGACGACCGGACGGCACGUUGGAGAUCGCUGGGAGACGCGCUGGCCAGCAUUCUGGGAGGAUCCGUUCUACCAGGAGAUGUUCCAGCCGCGCAAGAGGAACGACGAGGAGGAGAAGAAAGAGGAGGAGGAGGAGGACAAGCCCAAGUAUGAGGGCAAGGGAAAGGGAAGAGCGGAGGAUUGAAGACCUUUUGGUCUUCAUCUUUGUGUUAUUUUUUUUUGUUUUUUUCGUUUUUUCGAUUUUUCGAUUUUUGUUUUUUGGUCUUUUUUUUUUGUUUUUUCGUUUUUCUUUUUC
Messenger RNA from Periconia digitata, 1843 nucleotides. The record is from the annotation of a GenBank genome assembly. NCBI's taxonomy places the organism in Eukaryota, Fungi, Ascomycota, Dothideomycetes, Pleosporales, Periconiaceae.